CUACGGCGGCGUAUUUACACCGGCGCCCCCUACCACCGCGGCCACUCAUGCGCCGCGCGACCUGCCGAACACACGUGCACCCCACCACUGACCGGCGCGGUGACCCUCGGGACAUAACACAACCAGCAUUCCACCGCCGAGCGACAACCGUGACACUACACCCCCAGUAUGUGCAGUGACUGAUCAUCUGUGACUAAAAUUGAACUAGAGUGAAGUGACUUUACAGCGACGUCGUGUGAUGUGCGUCUGAAGACGAAGAACAGUGUAUACAGCCGCAGCCUCAACCGUUUGACAGAAAACAUGGUGAGAGGGGCGGCGUUAGCGCUGUUGCUGGCGCUGGGAUGGGCGUGCUGCGUACAAGCCAGCGUGCUCGUGCCCACCUAUGUGCUGCCGCCUGACUCGUUUGUGCGCGAUCAGCGCAGCCUGGGCGCGCCGCCACAAGACAGCGACCAAGCAGAGUCACUCAGAACAAUAAAACGUCUAGUCGGCGGACACAUGAAAAUAAAACCAGACAAAGAAUACGGCACCGCUAAAAACUCUUUAAAUUACGACGAGAAGAGUGGAAGUGGUAAAUUCGCUGGCGUGAUCGCGCCGGACCAGUCAGGCGGCAACGUGGGAUGGAAUCAAGGAAUAUGGGAUGACGGCAUGCUCAUGUCCAGCGCCGGCGAAGGAAAAGACGCUCCCAAGACUAAGGAGGUCGAUGAAGAUAAAAAGACGCUAGCAGAUCAAGUGGCCGAAGGAAAAUAUGGUCUCAUUCAGAAUGAAAUAUUCUCCAAAGCUCCUAAGCGACCGGGAAUCGUCAGCUACGAGCCAAACGCUGAAACUAGAUCAAAAGAUAACCUCCAAAGUCUCGGUGGACUUAAGAAAGAUGAAAUUUGGCUAGCGGAAGAUCAUCUACUUGUUUUAAAAGGAGGAUCAUUCCCUGAGCGAACGAAAGAGACUGAAGGCAGACCAUGGCCACCGAUUGACAAUUACGAAGCGCCGAACAGGCAAGUAAAGCUACCGCAGAAACCCAAAGUGCCACCGCCCUUUCCGGUACGACUCUCCGACAACGGACCGCUCGUUUUCCUCACGCCAAACGGCAGUGUCCCUGCGUCCCUUUUCCCUUCCUUCUUUACGGGAGAGGGCGAAGGCCCUCUACCUCCUCCGCCAUUCCUCUUUCCAUCGGGAGCGCCCUACCCCGCGAGUGAUAAUCAGGGAAACUCUACUUCCGGGGGAGCGCCGCAGCCAGGUCCUCCGUUCCCAUUCCUACCCGGGAAUGCGAGCGAAGGAGCAUUCCCCUUCCUCCCAUCCAUGAACGGCUCUUUUCCAGAAGGCUUUCCACCGGGCGCAGUGUUUCUACCACCACCGAGCAACCAGUCAGACCUUUACGACGAAGACGACCCUUCGAUCUACUAUCCGCCGCCUUACAAUUUUUCCUACCGCGCUGACUACAACAAUAAAGUGCCUGCAGGCCCACUUGUACCAGGAAUAGUAUUGCCACCGCCGCCAGACUUCUUCGCUCCAUUGGAGGAGAACACGACGGAGGCUGUUAAAACUACCACCACCAGGCCGUCUACAGUAUACAAAAGGAUUAAAACGACCACGAGGCCGACUCCCACGCACACUGUGCAGCGUACUAAGUACAAGACGCGACCUACGACAACCACUGAGGUGCCUGUUACGACUGAAAUACCAUCAACAAUAACGACACCGCCACCAGUCGAAAUCGUUACUACUUUGAAAACUAGGAAGCCGCAACGCAUACCUACAAGGCACCCCAUUAGGGUCCAUAACUUGCCAGACGAAAAUACAACAAGGCCGAAGGCUGAGAAACCCGUUUACAAAACACGAACGAAGGUUACAUCGAAGCCUCUCUCAGUGUCUGUUAUUUACGACUAUCCAGAAACCGUGUACGACAACCAAGUUCCAACAACUACAGAGAAGCCAUACAUAGUUUACGACGUGCCGCAAAGAACUCCUCCAGUGACUGCGAACGAUAUAUCAUCGACACAAGUGCCGUUGCGAGCUCAUUAUUCAAAUACACAGAAUGACGUACCUACGACAAAACUGCAACCAGUAUAUAAUAACAGAAAACCAAAUGAAAAUGCAUUCGCGUCUUUCUAUUUCUACGACGAACAGCCGAAGACUUCGCCUUCCCCAGCCACCUUCUUUGAUGGAAGGAAUUACUACAAAACGGUGCCAGUCAACCAAACACCUUACCCGCAGCAGCAGAAUGUCAACACUCAGUCAGGGUUUAACCCAGCUGUAGACAUUUCGUACGGAGCAAUUGACCAAGCUGAUGCACUCUUCCUAUGGCCACAAAAGCAAGGACCAAGAACCCUUACUCAGGAAUACUUUAGCAUACAGAAACCAAGAGCACAGCCUGUAUACGUACAACAGCAGAAACAAAGGCCAGAUGCUUUCUACCAACAAAUUGCUGAUAUACAACAGACAAUAGAUUUCUUCACGACUAAGAGACCAAAAGCUCACUCUCAUAGGCCGCACACUCACAAACCAAAAGCUAUUACUGGCAGGCCAGUCUAUCAGUUUAGCUACCAGACUCAGCCGAGGCCUGAACAAUUACCCUUCCGGGCACCUAAAUUGGACCCUGAACCUUUUAGGCCUAUGGUGAGCUACAGUAAGCCGUUCAAUGUAGCAAAUGAUUUCAACGCUAUAACGCCGUCAGUUUCACCUGGCUAUCAUCAACAAUAUCUGGUCGAAAAUGUGCCGGUAACAACAGAGUCACCCACCUCCAGUAGAUACUAUCCUACAACUAAGACACCAGAUGAAGAUUAUGAAGACGCUACCUACUCUAAAGAUGUUCGCAAUAAGAAAAACAGAAAUCAGAUUCAAGGUGACCAGCCCGCGCCUGUUCAUCACGUAGCCAGGUAUCCCAACACUACUCCAAACCCGAUUAGCCAGGGAUACUACACGAAACAGGACGAGACAUACUUCGAUGAUAUAACAAAGAACUCUUUCGAUGUCUUCGGCAAGAAACUGGAAGACAAUACACACGAUGUGAAUGGAUUAGCAGUGACAGCUCCCCUUGACACAGUCAGGACACCAAUAGACAACGAUAUAAACCUGCAGUAUGCCUACGAGAUUGUCGAGAACCAGAGCCCUAACCCACCGUCUUUGCACAGAGACACACUGGUCAACUAUCGUCACCCUAGGCCUACAAUAAACCCUGAGAGUGAACCAGUUCCGCAAGUGAACGCCGAACUAGUAGAGCAGAAGCCACCAUCAUUAGCAGACGACACGUUAGUUAAUGAUCGCUUCCCGCGACCGACGAUAAAUCCUGACAGCGAGUUCAUCCCCAUAGCGAACCCUGGCUACAGGACACCACAGCAGUACAGAGCGCCGACACAAGUGCAGAGGCCUCAGUUCACGGGCGAGCAGUACGACCUGACGAGGCCGUUGCUCGCGGGCGACACGGCCGUCAACUACAAGCGGCCGCUGCCGCCGGUCAACCCCGACGCGGAGUGGAUCGGGCCAGUGAACACGGCGGGCGAGGGCAGGCCUGGCUCGUUCGUGUCCUACCGGCUGCCGGGAGAGGGAGCACACGUGUACUUCCUGACGCCUCAAGCCGCGCAGGCGGCGCAGGCGGCGCGGGAGAGGUACAGAUCGCCGGGCUACGGCCGGUGAAACCAAAGCUCUAGUCUGAACUGUAGCGUCGCUGCGACGCGCCGUGUAAAUAAAAGCGCAAAUGUGAUGUUAAAGUGUCCUAAGUAGUGUAAGGUACGAGACUCUAGCGGGGCGGCCCGCGUUGCCAUAAUAUUUAAACAGCGAGUUUUACGUUAGCUUUACGUGAGAGAUAAGUUCUCAACCAGCGAUGUUGUGAAACAUGGACGCUAUACUUUUGAUACGUUAUUUAUUAAAUUAUUUCUAAGAGACUGGUGCAUGCAUAAUGAUAGUUAAUUUAUUUAUGUCAGUAUUCAACGAACUAUAAGGAAUGUUGUGAUAUGUGUGAUAAUGAUUGUCGCAUUGUUAUUGAACAUAAUGAUGGCAGCAAUUGUUAACUGUAUAAAUUGUUAUUUAAUAAAAUUGAUGAGAAAUCAAUGUGAUUUUGUAUUGUACUUUUAAAACAAAGAAUUUGAAAUAAAAUAAUACAAAAUGUUAUAAUAAA
Molecule: messenger RNA, 4108 nt
Organism: Helicoverpa zea (corn earworm)
Lineage: Eukaryota; Metazoa; Arthropoda; Insecta; Lepidoptera; Noctuidae
Exons: 2
Coding region: 301-3627 (1108 amino acids)
Source: RefSeq, a predicted model, not a curated record